AUGACACUAAAGACCCAGAAUGACAAAGAGCUACCGACUCUUCGCUCUGAAGUCCUUUGUGCGAUUAAGAAACUAAAAGUAAACAAAACACCAGGCGAUGACAACAUCAAUGGUGAACUAAUUCAACACGGAGGUGACAGCAUGGUUGACGUCUUACUAAUAUUAUGCAACAAAAUCCUUGAAACUGGCAAUUGGCCAACGCAGUGGACCGAGUCAACUCUAAUACCAACACCGAAAAAGAGCAACAGCAAAAAAAUGCAGCGACUUUCGCACUAUAAACCGGAUAAGUUACGCAAGCAAAGUUCUCCUUCGAAUCCUUCAAAACAGAAUCGAACCCAGAGUGGAGCAAGUGUUGAGCGAAACGCAAUGAGCAAUCAGUACAGUGACUGGUUCCAAGCUCCCGUAGGUGUCAGACAAGGCUGCAUCCUCUCACCAACAUUGUUUAAUCUCCUUUUAGAAAGAAUCAUGAAUGACGCUUUAGAAGAGUACCGCGGUGGAAUUUCGUACGCAGCCGCCAAAGCCUACGGCAUGGAAAUCAGUGUUGAAAAAAACAUGGUGACCGGGAAAGACCAGCAUCGAACAGAAACAUCUGAAUUGCAAGUACAAAUCAACCAGAAUAACUUAGAACAAGUGAACAGCUUUAAGUACCUAGGUGUAAAAAUAACAGCGAACUGCACGUCAGAUGAUGAAAUCAAUUAG
Molecule: messenger RNA, 699 nt
Organism: Penaeus indicus
Lineage: Eukaryota; Metazoa; Arthropoda; Malacostraca; Decapoda; Penaeidae
Exons: 4
Coding region: 1-699 (232 amino acids)
Source: RefSeq, a predicted model, not a curated record